AUGUCAUCGAAACAGCACAGUUCAGUCUUCAUUGAUCGAUCAACGACACAAUCCUAUUCUGAUGCAAAUCAUGGUCGUGGAAACAUCCAUCAAUCUCAUUAUCGAAACCGAUCAAAUCAAAAUUUUCAUCAACGGAAUAAUAACUUCAAUAAUCGUCGUCAAUAUCAGUAUCAUAAUCGGCAAACAAAUGGCUCUUAUAAUCAUAAUAAACAACCGUCAUUACAACAGUCAAUGGAUUGUACUAGUUAUGAUAAUUAUGAUUAUCUUAAUAGAAAUCAAGUAUUAAAAUGGUUUACUGGUAAAUCAAUCAGUGCAAAGUUUAUGAUACAAGAUUAUGUAACAUAUGCUUAUGUUACAGUAUUAACUUCAAUUUAUGAUAAAUGGAUUCGAGAUGACUGUAAAUUAAAACUUUGGAAAGCAUAUUUAAAAUUAGAUGAAGAAUAUGAUUAUUGGGCAGCAGAAGUUCUUCAAUCUACCCAAGAACUUGAUAAUGAUACAAAUAUUGAAUUUAUACAUGAGAAAAUACGUGAAUUAAAUGAUAAUAUUAGUUUUAUAAUCGAUGAUUACAGGGAAUGUGGUAGAAUAUUCGAACAUUAUAGAAAAAAUAAUUCUAGUGAACAAAUAGCCAAACAUUUAUUUGAAUUAUCUGGAAUAAUAAGUACAACAGGAGCAGCAUUCCCAGAGAACAACGUUCAUGAUUCAAUUAUUCAAUUAGAAACAUAUGCUCACGGAUAUGUUAUACAUUGUACUCGACAUCUUUGA
Molecule: messenger RNA, 762 nt
Organism: Didymodactylos carnosus
Lineage: Eukaryota; Metazoa; Rotifera; Eurotatoria; Philodinida; Philodinidae
Source: the annotation of a GenBank genome assembly